Molecule: messenger RNA, 306 nt
Organism: Rhizophagus irregularis DAOM 181602=DAOM 197198
Lineage: Eukaryota; Fungi; Glomeromycota; Glomeromycetes; Glomerales; Glomeraceae
Source: RefSeq, a predicted model, not a curated record
AUUGCACAAGGACUCGCUCAUAUUCAUAAAUAUGGGAUAAUUCAUCGUGAUUUUCACUGUGGUAAUAUAUUAAAAAAGAGCCACUAUAUUGCAAUUAUUGAUUUAGGAUUAUGUCGACCAGCAAAUGUAAAACCAUCCCAAAAUGAAUGUAAAGAAAUAUAUGGAGUAUUACCCUAUGUAGCACCAGAGGUUUUAAGAGGAAAAGGAUAUACUCAAGAAAGUGAUAUCUAUGGAUUUGGAAUUAUUGCAUAUGAAAUCUGUACAGGGCUUCCUCCUUAUCAUGAUAUUGCUAUGAUGAAUUCUUAG